This is a messenger RNA of Dictyostelium discoideum AX4, 2322 nucleotides long. RefSeq lists its product as hypothetical. Bases 1 to 2322 code for a protein of 773 amino acids. The transcript has a single exon. Lineage: Eukaryota; Evosea; Eumycetozoa; Dictyosteliales; Dictyosteliaceae. The record is from RefSeq and is a predicted model, not a curated record.
AUGUUAAAAGAGGGUACAUUUUCAUUUCCAUCAAUAUUUCAAGGUUGGACUUUAAAUAAUAAUAAUAAUAAUAAUAAUAAUAAUAAUAAUAAUAAUAAUAAUAAUAAUAAUAAUAAUAAUAAUAAUAAUAAUAAUAAUAAUAAUAAUAAUAAUAAUAUUAAUAAUAAUGAUAAUAAUAAUAAUAAUAAAAAUCAAGAUGAAAAUGUAAAUAAUAAUAAUAAUAAUAAUAAUAAUAGUACAGAAAAUGAUAUGGAUGUACCAACAAUAGAAGAAGAUUAUUAUAAUGAAGAUUCGUUUGAAGCAUUAUUUCAAAGAGAAAAGAAACCAAAAAAAAAUAAAUUAAAUCUUGAUUAUGAAAUAAUUGCACUUGCAUCACCAACAACAUCAACACCUUCUUAUUCUUCACCAUUAAAAUUAUCACCAACUUUAAAUUCAUCAAAUAUUAAUUUAAAUGGUAUAAAUAUUAGUAAUAGUAAUAGUAAUAAUAAUACUAAAGAUGAUAAAAUUAAAAAUAAUAAUAAUAAUGAUCAAUGCGUACCCAUGACAGUAGACAUUUCAUCAACAUCACCAACAACAUUUUCACCAUCACAAUUAUUUAAAAGUUAUUAUUAUACAAACAACAACAACAAUAAUAAUAACAAUAAUAAUGAGGUGAAUUCUAGCGCUAGUUUUAUCUCAAAUCCAUUUAAUUUCUUUAAAUCAAUAAGAUCAUAUAAAAAAGAUGAAACUACUCAAGAUGAAUUAGAAUCUUCUUCAAUUGUAAAUAAUAAUAAUAAUUGUAAUAUUAAUAUCGAAAGAACAACAACAACUACAACUACAACAACUACAACAACUACAACAACAACAACUAAAAUUAUACCAUUUAAAAAAGGUAUUAAUUUUGAAGAACUACCAUUAGAAAUUAUUGUAUAUAUAUUAGGAUUUUUAGAAUGUGAAGAUAUUGGUUUAAGAACAUCAUUAUUAAAUAAGAAUUUUAGAGAUAUUUCAGAUUUUUAUUUUAUUUGGAAGAAUCUAUAUAUUAAAAAAACUGAACCAAUUAAAAUUAAAAAUAAAAGAAAUAAAUUCUUUAAUGUUGAUAUAAAUUCAAUUUAUAAAGAUAACAAUAAUGAAAUUAGUUUAGAAAAUAAUAAUAAUAAUAAUAAUAAUAAUAAUAAUAAUAAUAAUAAUAAUAAUAAUAAUAAUUUUAAUAAAUUUAAUAAGAUUGAACCAUUAAAAGAAUAUAAAUUAUUAUAUAAAAAAAGGACAAUAACAGAAAAGAAUUGGAAAAGAGGUAUUUGCUCAGUUCAAACAUUAUAUGGUCAUCAAAGAGGUGUUUGGGGUGUACAAUUUCAUGGUGAUCAAUUAGUAUCAUGUUGUGAGGAUGGUGUUAUGAAAGUAUGGGAUUUAAAAGAUGGUGAAUGUAUAAACACGUUAUUUGGUCAUAAUGAUGUUGUGAAUUCAUUUCAUUUUGAAAAGGAGCGAGUUGUUAGUGGUAGUGAUGAUUCAACUUUGAAAAUGUGGAAUUCAAAUACUGGUCAAUGCUUAAAUACAUUCCAUGGUCAUCAAGGGUCAGUUUGGAUGCUAGAAUUUAAAGACAAUUGGUUAGUUAGUGGUGGUAAUGAUAGGAUGGUGAGAGUAUGGGAUACAAAUACCGGUCAACAAGUUUCAAAACUUAAAGGACAUACAGGUAGAAUCUAUUAUGUUCAAAUGGGGAAUAAUUUAGUGGUUAGUGGCGCCCAAGAUAAAACAUGUAAAGUAUGGGAUCUAAGAUGCGGUUUACCAAUUCAUUCAAUGGUAUCAUCCUCCUCAAUACGUUGUUUGCAAAUUGAUGGCAAUCUAUGGGCUGACCACAGUGGCGGAAGUGGUCGUGGGAGCGGCGAUUGGGCAGUUGCAAGUGGCCAUGACGAUGGCUCCAUUGGUGUCUGGAAUAUGAGGACUGGCACACUCCAAGCAACUCUAUCAAAUCCAUUAAGUAAAGCAGUUUGGCAUAUUCAAUUUAGAAAUAAUGUAAUUUACACUUCCUCUGAAAAUAAUCUUUAUAGUUGGAAUUUAAAUAUUGCAGAUGGUUCAGACUCUAAAACUAUAAACACUCAAUUAACUUCAAAUAAAGUUUUCAAAGGUCAUACUAAAUCAAUUAAACAUUUUCAAGUUAAAGAUAAUAGAUUAGUUAGUGGUGGUUUAGAUAACAAAAUUAAAAUUUGGGAUUUAGAUAAACCUGGAAAUAAUUAUUUAUACACCCUUGUUGGUCAUUCAAAAAGUGUUGAUUGGUUAGAAUUUAAAAAAGAUAAAUUAAUAAGUUGUUCAGCUGAUCAUACAAUUAGAGUUUGGGAUUUUAAUUCAUAA